AUGUCCGCCAGCUCCAAAAUUCCCAUCGAUCUUGCCACUCUCAUCACCAAGGCCAAUGAUGCCAUGCGUUUCUGCGACCAGCUCUUCGAACUCGGUGUCGACAUCAGCAAGCAGCUCAAGCAAUGCAAGAAACUGUUUGGUUUAGGUGUCGAGAUUACACGGUCUCCUGGCCACGUCUUCGGCAACAAGAGGCUGGAGGACUUGCUUUUCCGUCUCAAGCAAGUCUUCGAGUGCCUUCAGAAGGCUCACCUCAGCACUCAACCAUUCGGAGAUUAUCAUAUCGUUCCCAAGGCUAAGGCGAAUGCUGCUACUGGGCAAGCUGCUGCUUCAUCUGCAGCUGAUGGGAAGGCCAAGGCCAUGGCCGCUAAGAAGGGAAAGAAACUGCCCAAGUCGAAGGCCAUCAUUGAGGACUCCUCAGACGACGAACCUCCUGCUCUAGUUGCAAUCGAGGAGGAUACUGUGAUGGGUAAUGCCGAUACUCCCUGCACCAUCCUGGACACUGAUACAGUAUCUAUCUCUUUUCUAGCUGCCAUUGUGUGCACUGCUGAUGAAGUCAUUGCUUGCCUUCAGCAGAUGUCCAUUGACGACGAGGUUGAGAUCAUGGUCAACAAGGAUCCCAGCUCAGGCAACAUCGUCGAAGGGCACAAGGUGCUUCCUAAGUUCAAGAAGAACAAAGUCAAAGAGGACGCGUGUGCGGAGGUAAUUUUCCUUCCUUAUGCUGAGGUACCCGGUAUGGACUUAACUUCCAAGGAUUACCACCGUGCAGAGGCUGUCGUAGCGAAGGCAGCUGCUCAUGAUGCUGCUACUCAAGCUCGCAAGCGUCCUAGGGCCUCCAACAACUUUGCUUUUAACGAUUCUGCGUAUUCGAUGGCAGCGGCCGAGUUAGCUCUCAACAACAAGAGUACUCAAGAAACUCUGGCAAUCACCGCCAAACUGAUCGCCGAGGGAGGCUCUGUCAAUCCCAGCGAGACUGUUCUUCAUUCACGGGAGGCAGACCUUCGCAAUGACAUUAUCGCGACUGUCCAUCGCAUCGAGUAUCUAAUUCAGUAUCGUCAAUUUGUCGUCAAUCACCAUGGUCAAGUUAUCAAGGCACUCAAGAGGCGGGCCGCUGCCGAGGACAAUGCUUGUGAGCAUUGUACUGACAACGACGUCUCUGACUGUCUCUCAACAACUGCCACAGAAUAUCACUCCAAGUAG
Molecule: messenger RNA, 1197 nt
Organism: Desarmillaria tabescens
Lineage: Eukaryota; Fungi; Basidiomycota; Agaricomycetes; Agaricales; Physalacriaceae
Exons: 7
Coding region: 1-1197 (398 amino acids)
Source: RefSeq, a predicted model, not a curated record